This is a messenger RNA of Microplitis mediator, 866 nucleotides long. Its product is annotated as actin-binding Rho-activating protein-like. Bases 187 to 693 code for a protein of 168 amino acids. The transcript has 4 exons. The record is from RefSeq and is a predicted model, not a curated record. Gene Ontology annotation, molecular function: actin binding. NCBI's taxonomy places the organism in Eukaryota, Metazoa, Arthropoda, Insecta, Hymenoptera, Braconidae. Gene Ontology annotation, biological process: positive regulation of Rho protein signal transduction.
UGAGAUCAAGUAUUCACUAAACGUGCGCCGAACUGACGUCUUCAAUAUUAGUGUAAAUUUAUUUUAAUAACUAAUCCGGUGCCGUUAUAUAUUUUUUAAAAUUCCAUUUUUAAUUUUACAGUAUUCAAUACUUAACAUUUAUUUUAAUUAGUAUUUUAUUUUAUCAUAUAUCAUUAAAACUUCAACAUGUCUUCAGCAUUGUUUGAAUCAUUGAGUGACAAAGUAGCAUUAUUCAAUCGGCAGGCUAAUAGCCACGAGGUAAACCAAAAAAACAAUCCGUUCACAAGUGGGAUGAACAUUGACAGACCGAAAUUUUCAAAAGAAGAAUAUGGCAGGCCAGCUGCGGGAUCAUUAUCGGAUAUCCGUGGACGUAAAGCAACGGCUCAUAUACUCAAAGAAAUUCUUGAACUCUGUGAUGUUAUUCAUCAGAACGGACAACCUUGUAAAGAUGAUCCAAAUAUAACAGGCAUUACUUUUGGUGAUUUAUUCAAUAUUUAUGUUGCUAUCAGUGACAAAUGUGUUGGGUUAUUAUUGCGAGCCAGAAAGCAAGGUUUUGUACAAUUUGAGGGUGAAGUUCUAUUCCAGAGACGAGAUGACAAUGUACCAAUUUUUUUAGUGAAGCCUAUCGCUGAAAUUAGGCAAACACUGAAACAAAAGAUUGAAGAUUCUAAACGAGAAACGAUGUUUCACUGACAAAAAAUCACAGCUUUAAAAACAAUUAUUGUUUCAUAAAAACUAAAAUGGAUUUGUAAAUUAAGAAUGAAUGGUUUUGUACAUACAAUUGAGCUGUACAUAUUUUAAGAACUUUUUAAAAAAUAACGUUUAUGUGAUGUGAUAUAUUUUAGAAAAUAAACAACUUUUUACAA